AUGGCUGUCAAUGGAGACUCCUCCACCUCAAAUUCCGACUCUCAGCCCACUUUUCCUCUUCAUCUCUGCUUCUUCUUUCUCAUCCUCUUCAUGUUCUUGGCCUUCUCUUGGCACUCGACUUACGAGUCCGCUGUUGAAGGCGUUUUCGAUCAGCUCAAGCUUCUUCUCAUCGUCUCGCCACUCCUCCUCCUCCUCCUCCUCCACUGGCUCUCCAAUGGUGAAAACGGCCGCCUACCGCCCCUCGUCCCCCUACCGGAAAAGGACUCGCUCCACCGCGCUGGAGGGACACCGUGGGGAGUUGGGUUUAUGUUGGUUAUUCUUCUUUUCAUGAUCUCUUACCAAUCUUACUUCCAAGAACGAUGGUUUCCUCUGUUGAGUCGGUGA
Molecule: messenger RNA, 384 nt
Organism: Cucurbita moschata (crookneck pumpkin)
Lineage: Eukaryota; Viridiplantae; Streptophyta; Magnoliopsida; Cucurbitales; Cucurbitaceae
Exons: 1
Coding region: 1-384 (127 amino acids)
Source: RefSeq, a predicted model, not a curated record